AUGGCUCACCACGGCAAUCACCGCCACUCUCACAUCAGCAGGCUGAUUAAAGCCCGACAACACCGACAUCAAAUGGAGGCGCGGGACGGGCAGACCGAGGCUAGCGAUGAGAACGGUCCCGAUAGUUUGGCCAACUCGGAUCCUAUACGCAAACCGUCUCUGCCAGUACUUGAUGCGCUGGCGGGUGAGAGUGAGACCUGCGACCCACUACAAAACGUGACCUGUCUGGAGGAUAUAGCGGACGUGACCAUUUGGAAACGAGACUCCACCGAAACGGAUCAGCAGGUGGUCGUCGAAACCGUCGUGGAGGUCGUUGAUGCCCAAAACCACACGCUCUGGCAAUCCACCGGGACUGAACUGCCUAUGACCAUCUCCGACCCGUCGUUUGGCACUAUCACCCUUUCACCCGGUCCGUCGUCUACGGCGGAACCAUCCUCAGUCGACGGGGUUGCUGUUUUGCUUUCUAGUCAGCCACGGACAUCACAGUCUCUUGUCUCGCCUACGCGUUCCCCGAUACCAGUGGCUGGAGCCGUCAGCUCUGCGCCGCCCAUCUCCACUCCGCUCAUCGGGUCUGCCACUACCGCGUCAGCAACGAAGAGUACACCUUUGGCGCACAACAACUUCCUCACGCCAAUCUCAGCCUCGAGCUCGUCGAGCUCCGAGACACAUUCGUCACACACUUCUUCAUCAACGUCUACCACGACUGGAUUCUUCGGGGGUUCGGGAAACACCGGCGGGAGUACUGGCAGCGGAUCAGGCACAUCCCCUAAUGAUCCGUCAUCCGGAGGAUCUGGCUCGAUCAAUCCCACUACCUCAAAGAUUGUCGGCGGUGUUGUGGGCACGGUGGCCGGUAUUGCCAUGAUUAUUCUUCUUCUCUUCUACUACCUACGCCGCCGAGGGUUCUUCCGCAACAAGACUCCCGCACGCCUUGGCUCUCAGGACGAAACGGCCGGAACGCGCGAGAUGGCCAGCAACGACGACUCGCUCUUCACAGCAUCGUACUUUGCGCCCGCCUUCAUGAACCGCUGGCGUAAUUCAGCGCAAACUGCGCAGACCGACAGCACACGGAGUUCCAAUCCCAGCGAGCGCGGUUUCCAGAAGAUCUCUGGCCGCAAAAUCCAAUCUGUUCUCACGUCUGGCGGCGACGGGUAUGGGGGCAGUCCUCCUGAGGACUCACCCACCCUCCCCCCUGGACUCUUCUCUCCCACGUCACCGCGUGCCUCUCCCUCCUCACAUGCUCCGCCACCAGUAAACCCGUUCAGCAGUCCACUGGACUCAAAGUAUACGCGAGAAACAGAAGAACCCGGCGCGGGGGUACUGCGCCCCUCCCCCGCGCGUAACCCCGUCCCAGGCUCGGCGAAUGUCGCCAUGUCCACGCCCAUUACUGCGCAGCCCCAAAACGUGGCGGCCUCUGUAGCUCCUCUAGCUGCUCACCGACCCGAUGGGCUAGGCCGCAGCUUUCCCAGUUUUGAUGGGAGUCGGGGCAGCCGAUUCCAGGAGAGCUUGGAUCUGUGA
Molecule: messenger RNA, 1515 nt
Organism: Penicillium riverlandense
Lineage: Eukaryota; Fungi; Ascomycota; Eurotiomycetes; Eurotiales; Aspergillaceae
Exons: 1
Coding region: 1-1515 (504 amino acids)
Source: RefSeq, a predicted model, not a curated record